AUGUCGCCCUCUUCCGUUCUAUUCCUUCGAUACGGGCUUCUUCUGAUCAUCGCCUUCGGAAAUGGUGUUUGCGACGAGCACGAAUACAGACUGACAAAGCACUUGCUGGACGGAUAUGACGCCGGCGUGAGGCCUGCUAAAAAUUCGUCUCAGCCUUUGGUCGUGGUCUUUGGACUAUCCCUUCAUCAUAUUAUUGACGUCGAUGAAAAGAACCAGAUACUUACGACCAACUGUUGGGUUACGCAGGUUUGGACCGAUCAUCAUUUGAAAUGGAAUGCCUCGGAAUUUGCUGGAAUUCGAGUAAUCCGCGUUCCCUACAAUCGUGUCUGGCGACCUGACACGAUUUUGUACAACAAUGCGGAUCCACAAUAUAGUUCAGCGGUCAUCAAUACAAACGUGAUCGUCAGUCACACGGGCGAGGUGGUUUGGUUAAGCCACGGUAUCUUUCGUAGCAGCUGCGAUAUAAAUGUGGAAUUCUUUCCCUUUGAUGAGCAACGAUGUGCCCUCAAAUGGGCCUCCUGGACGUACGAUGGAUAUCAACUCGAACUGGAGAGACAGAGCGAGCAGGGGGACGUGAGCAAUUAUCAGGCGAACGGCGAGUUUCAUCUUCUGGACUUCACCGCUCGUAGAAACAUCGAGUAUUAUUCCUGUUGCGAGGAACCGUACCCCGACAUCACUUACGAAAUUCGCUUACGACGACGUCCGAUGUUCUACGUCUUCAAUCUGAUUCUACCCUGCAUACUAAUUAAUGGCGUUGCCCUGCUGGUGUUCUACGUGCCCUCCGAGUCGGGAGAGAAAGUCACCCUCGGCAUCUCGGCCCUUCUAUCUAUGACAGUGUUUCUGAUGACCAUUCGCGAAACUUUACCGCCCACGGAGAAGACGCCACUGAUAAGUCUUUACUAUGGCGUCAGCAUUUGUCUGGUAUCGUUCGCAUCCGGUCUAGCGGUCGUGACGUUGAAUUUGCAUCACCGUGGUGUGCGGGGCAUUCGCGUACCGAGUAUCGUGAGAUCGCUGGUCUUAGACAAAUUAGCCAGGAUAGUAUUUCUGAAUUUCCAAGAGGAGAAUAGAUCGCAGGAGCCAACGGAACAAUUCCCGAGAAGAAAGAACAAUUGUCCGCUGCACUGUAAACCUGAACUAUCGGAACAACAUGUAUCUCCCAAAUAUGUAUCGAGGAAAGAUGAUAGUAACAGUUCUAGUCCCAGUUUAGAUCUUGGAAAAGAAGGCGGCCUUGAGGCGCAUUGGUCUCGAGUCCUGGGAAGAGUGCACGCGACCAUCGAGAGGAACGAGCGACGCCUGGUCGAGCAGGAUCGUCGGGAAAGGACAGAAUUAGAUUGGAAACAAGUCGCCUUGGUCAGUGAUCGUGCUCUGUUGUGCGUUUUCUUGCUUACGACGAUCGUCAGCACGGCGGUGAUUUUAUGCGGCUCGCCCCCGACUCUGGAUGCGUCCAAAGAUGGCUAA
Atta colombica is the source of this 1458-nucleotide messenger RNA. Its product is annotated as neuronal acetylcholine receptor subunit alpha-7-like. Lineage: Eukaryota; Metazoa; Arthropoda; Insecta; Hymenoptera; Formicidae. Gene Ontology annotation, cellular component: synapse; neuron projection; postsynaptic membrane. The transcript is spliced from 9 exons. The coding region runs from base 1 to 1458 and encodes 485 amino acids. The record is from RefSeq and is a predicted model, not a curated record. Gene Ontology annotation, biological process: signal transduction; nervous system process; chemical synaptic transmission. Gene Ontology annotation, molecular function: transmembrane signaling receptor activity; acetylcholine-gated monoatomic cation-selective channel activity.